GACGCAUUCGGCAUCUCCGUCUGCAGGGCGUGCAUCGCGUCGGACGAGGCGUAUAAGCUGAUCACCAAGACGGCGGCGAAAGAGGAGUACCUGCUGCAGGAUGCGGACUUUGCACGCCUGGGGUACAUCACACGAAAGAACCCGAGAAAGGAGGGCUGGAACGACAUGAAGCUGUAUCUGCGAGCACAGCUCAGGGACGUGUCGUACGCUCGGUUCGGAGGAGAGGAAGGGCUGCUGGUAAGGAGGAGGAUGUUUGGAGCGGGAGAGCGCAGCUGA
Molecule: messenger RNA, 276 nt
Organism: Guillardia theta CCMP2712
Lineage: Eukaryota; Cryptophyceae; Pyrenomonadales; Geminigeraceae
Exons: 3
Biological process (GO): nucleotide-excision repair, DNA damage recognition; nucleotide-excision repair involved in interstrand cross-link repair; UV-damage excision repair
Cellular component (GO): nucleotide-excision repair factor 1 complex
Molecular function (GO): damaged DNA binding
Source: RefSeq, a predicted model, not a curated record